Messenger RNA from Strongyloides ratti, 2103 nucleotides. RefSeq lists its product as uncharacterized. The transcript has 4 exons. The record is from RefSeq and is a predicted model, not a curated record. Gene Ontology annotation, cellular component: membrane. The coding region runs from base 1 to 2103 and encodes 700 amino acids. NCBI's taxonomy places the organism in Eukaryota, Metazoa, Nematoda, Chromadorea, Rhabditida, Strongyloididae.
AUGUUUUCAAAAAAAUUGUCAAAACCAAAGAUUCCUGCUUCUAGGUUGGCCAAGUUACAAAAUUCACAUCAAGACACAUCUCCCAAUAUACCACCAACAACUAGUAAUGUUCCAGUUGAACAAAAUAAAGACGAUUUUCCUGAUUGUAUAAAUGAAGAAAUAAUUAGAAAAAGAAUGGAAAUGUCAAUUCGUACAUACAAAACAUCAAUUCAUAAACCAUGGCCAAAGAUUCCUAAAGGACAAUCAAAAUUAUUUUUUGAAUGUACACUUUUUUUAUACUCAGUUUUGGCAUUAUUUCUUCAAUAUUUAAAUAUUUACAAAACAUUGUGGUGGUUACCAAAAUCAUAUUGGCAUUAUUCAAUGAAACUACAUCUUGUCAAUCCAUACUUAUUAUCAUGUGUUGGUCUUAUUUUAGGUGCCAGAGUGACGAAAUGUUUUUGGGAAACAGUUUCUCAGACGUUAGAAAUUGCUGGAAAUUAUUUUCCUAAAUAUCAAACAUUUUUUGUAACAUUUGUUGAAUAUUUUAUCUUAAAAUUUCCAAUGAUGACUCUGAUAACAUCAAGUUUUUUCUUUUCUUUUGUCAAAAUUUAUAAAGACUAUCCAAUAAGUAAAGUUAUGUAUUUUUUACAACCAAUAAUUUUAUUUAUAAUAAUAUUUCGUAAUGAAAUAUUUGUUAAAAUAAAACAAUUUUAUCUUUGUUUUGCAGAGUUAAAACGAUUCGAUUAUACUAUGACACAUUUAAUUAAAAAUCUCAAGAAUUUCUUUUUAAAUUUUUUUAAAGAUCCUUAUUAUCUUGAUGUGGAGUAUGUUCAACAUUUUUGUGGAGCUAAUCCAUAUUAUGCAAAAGGUGAAUUCCAGUAUUUAUCAAUGGAUUUAUCAUUACGUAUCCGACAUGCAUUAUUUGUUGGUAUUUCAACAGCUUACCUUGCAAUUUUAAUUCCCUGUAUAUUUACUCCGGUAAAAUCUGUUACUGGUAAUCCUAUAUAUAUGCAUUUGGAUUAUAUGUGGAUAUUUGAAUUAUUUAUUAUUGUUGCAUUUACAUCAUUUUCACUUUAUAUUGCUUUCCUUAUUCCAAUUCAUUAUCUUGAUUUAUUUCACAAAAAUGCCGUUCAUUUAGGAUGUUUUGAAAAGUUACCUGAAAAUGAAUAUAGAGCCAAAGUACAAAAAUGGGAACCAUACUAUGAAUAUAAGGCAAAUACUAUUGUUGAACAUAAUGGUGUUCAAUAUUUAGCAAUACCCCAUGAAUUGGUAAAUUCAUGUGUAGCAGAACCAGGAAAUAUUUCUCAUUAUCUUUGUUAUAAAUUAAAUGCUGAUCCUGUUUUUAUUCCAAAUAUUUUAAUAUUUUAUCAGGCAUUUUUAAUAGCUUUUCAAUUUUGGAUGUUAUGUUUAACAAUAGAUUGGCAACAUAUUGUAACACUAGUAUUGUUAAUGUUUGCCAAUUUUUUGUUAUUAGCAAAAUUUUUUAAAGAUCGUGUUGUAUUAGGAAGGAUACAUAAUCCAACAUUUGAAGAUAUAAAAUUAAUAAGUGAAUUAAAAAAUGAACUUUCAAUGACACUUAUGAGAGAAAAACAGAAAAUAAUGGAUUCUAAUAAAAUAGUUGAAUUAAUAACAAUGCCUGUUGAAAUUUUACUUGAAAAUAAAACAAAAGUAGUAGGAAAUGUAUUUUCAAUUGAUCCAGAAACAUUUAAUUUUAUUAUAACAAUAUUUAAAAAUGAAAAUGAAAUUGAAUCAAUUGAAUUUAUACCAAAAAUGACUAUUGUUGAAUUUAAAGUUUUAAAUAAAGAUCAAAUGUUAGAAUAUCCUAAAGCAUGUUUCAAAGAUAAAGAAUUUAUUAGUAAAAUAUUUGAACAAUUUCUUCCAAAUGAAGUAAAUACAAAAAAUUAUUGUGAAGAAGAUGUGUUAAAACGUCAAAAAUCAUUAUUGGAAUUUCUUGAAAUAAAAAAAAUUCAACAGGUAAAAAUUGAAUCUGAAACACAAGCAAUUUUAAUAGCAAAAAAUUUUCGUAUAAAUCCACCUUAUGAAAUCAAUGAUAUUGUUUGUUCUAUGCCUCAUAUUUUAAAACGAAUGAAGGUUGUACUUCAACCAUUUUAUGAAUCUUAUUAA